Molecule: messenger RNA, 1596 nt
Organism: Myxocyprinus asiaticus (Chinese sucker)
Lineage: Eukaryota; Metazoa; Chordata; Actinopteri; Cypriniformes; Catostomidae
Product: major histocompatibility complex class I-related gene protein-like
Exons: 7
Coding region: 50-1114 (354 amino acids)
Biological process (GO): immune response
Cellular component (GO): external side of plasma membrane
Source: RefSeq, a predicted model, not a curated record
UAAUGAAUGAAACUUCAGAGAAGAAUAUUUGUGGCAGUUUGAGAACAAGAUGAUCAAAUUAUUAAUUUUUCUGUGUGUGUUUUCAGUUCCGACAUCUGUUUUAACAGUUUCUCACUCUUUGUGGUUGCUUGUAACUUACAUUAAGGGAGUGAUACCAUUUCCUGAAUUUAGUGCUACAUUUAUGUUGGAUGACGUCACAGUAGGACACUACAAUUCAGAGACGAUGAGAUACAUUCCAAGAGAAAAUACUACAAAUGAAGAUGAGAUGGUUCAGUACAUCAUGUAUAGAAUGAAGAAUGAUUUGCAUCCUUUUGUUGUGGGAAGAUCAAGACAUGACAACCAUACAGAAGGUCCUCAAAUUUGUCAGCUGUUGACUAUUUGUGAACUCUGGGACGAUGACAAACCUGGACAAAUGAUCUCUAAGAUUGCUUUUGGCGGCUCCACUACAGAUGAAUUGAGUGUUUUUGAUAACAAAUUUACCUAUCAAGGCACAAAAGAAAUGACAAGACUGUAUCUGGAGCUGUACAGGUGGCGUCAUGAGACUAUAAAUUAUCCUGGCUGCAUAACAACUCUUAAGAAUUACCUUAAAAAGAGAGCAACUCAAGUUAAUAGAAAAGUAAAACCCAGAGUUAGACUCAUCCAGAAAGCAAACACACAUUCCAGAGGGUAUCAAGUGAUUUGUCUGGCAACAGGAUUUUACCCUCGUCACAUCAGCCUAACCUUGUUCAGAGAUGGGCAGCCUGUAUUGGAUCAUGAAAUCACUGGAGGAGAUCUGCUGCCCAAUGGUGACGGGACAUACCAAAUGAGGAAGAGUCUGGAGAUCAGUGCAGAGGAACAGAGAGAGAAACACAAUUACACCUGUUCUGCUACACACCUCAGUCUGGACAACAAACUGGACUUUGAUCCAGGUGAACCAUUUCAAUCAGUUAUUCCCUACGUGCUGACAGUUUUGGCAUUAGUGUUGGGGUUUGGGACUGGAGUUAUCAUAUAUAAUUGCAGGAGAAGACGUAAAGCUUCCUCUAAAAGAGAAUAUUCUGCUGCUUCUACUUCUGAUGAACAUGUGGACUCAACAUCAUCACAUGAAGCACAGCAUGAAUCUACACAGAUAGAGUGAAAAAAGUUUAAUCAGCAUGGCCUCUCAUACCAUAUUGCUUAAUUUUAUUUUAUUAUAAAUGAAUUAUAAAUAUUAGUGAGAGUAAAAUUUUGUACAUUUGAAGUGUAAAUGCAUGUAAGUGCCUGCAACAGACCAGGUAAGAGGAUCAUGAGAGUUUCCUAGGACAGUUCUGAUAUAAAUGAGGUAAACAAAGAGAUGUUUAUGUUUACAAAAUAUAGCUAUUAAUUAAAGGACAUGUUUGUGUGUUUUUAUUUUAUAUUUACUGUGCUAUUUCACAAUGAACACAUUUAAAUGUGAAGUUAAACAAGAUUUAUCUUCUUAAAUGUUGAGACACAAAGAGUUUUCUUUUCUCACUUCAAAUCACCAUUAGCUAUUUAGACACUGAUUUCUUCUGUUGCUACUUUUCAGAAUCCAAACUCUAAAGAAUAUGGAAUUAUACUAAAAUAACUUUUAUUUUAUGGACUAAACUACUGGUGGAUUUG